CAAGUGCCCCAUGCUGCCUCCCGCUUCUCCGCCGAAUGCUUCGCUUCACUUCGCUUCAUUUCGCUUCACUUCGCGUCUCUUUUUCUGCUCAGCUCCUCAGACCGCCGCACCUCACCUCCCGGGAUUCUGUCCUAUCAAGUAAGCGGCUACCGCCUAGCUGCAUCCAAGGGUGUUUGUCUUGUAAAGCCCGACCGACUAUUGUCCCUACGGUCUACCACUGCUGCAGGUGCACAGAGUUGACUGGCUCGUGGCCCUGCGGUCCGGGCGAUGAAGUGGUCUGAGCUGGCUCUGUUGGCCCUUGGGCCGGGUGAAACGCUGGGGCAAGUGCUUCAAUGGCAGAUUUCCAAGCGUCCCGAGCUGCCUCGACUCCGCCGCCGCGAUGGUUCUAGCUUCGUCAGCUCUAUCACGAAUAACGUUAACGAAGGAGGCUACUUUGCCACCGUCAAGGUUGGCUCCCCUGGCCAGGAGCUUUCGCUGCAGCUCGACACGGGAAGCAGCGAUGUAUGGGUGCCGUGGAGCGGUGCGAAACUAUGCAAGGAUCAGGCCGAUGGCGGCUGCCCUCUCGGAAGCUUCAAGCCUCAGCAGUCCAACACUUUCGAUGACGUUGGGGAGAACCUCUUCAACAUUCAGUAUCAGGAUAAAGACUUCGCCAAGGGCGACUACUUCACUGAUCGUUUUCAGAUCGGCUCGGCCAAUCUCAGUAACCUGACGAUGGGACUCGGCACCUCCACUUCGAUUCCUUACGGACUCAUUGGUAUUGGCUACAUCAACAAUGAGGCGUCACUGCAGACCACCAACGAGACAUAUCCAAAUCUACCCGUCGCCUUGCAGCAAGCUGGCCUGAUAAAGACUGUUGCGUAUAGCUUGUGGCUGAACGAUCUGAGCUCUAGCUCUGGAAGCAUACUCUUCGGCGGCAUUGACACGGAAAAGUAUGUCGGAGACCUGACCACAUUACCAGUUCUCCGCAACGAGCGAGCAGACAAUUACACAGAGUUCGCCGUCUCCUUGUACUCGGUUGAAGCCUCCAGCAACAGCGGCAGCGACACGCUUACGUCGCCACAACUGCCUGUGAAGGUGGUUCUGGACUCAGGCACCUCACUGACAUAUUUGCCUCAGGACCUGGCAACUCAGGUGUGGGACGAGGUUGGAGCCGUAUGGGACUCCAGCGUCAACGCCGCCGUCCUGCCAUGCUCCUUUGCGAACCACGGUGGACACUUCUCUUUUGUGUUUGCGGGCCCUAAAGGACCCCGAGUCAAUGUCACCAUGGACGAGCUGGUAUUGCCUAUCUCGACGGGUCAGGCACCCCAGUUCGCCUCAGGGCCUUACCGUGGCCAGCCCGUCUGUGAGUUCGGCAUCCUCAACCAGACGCAGGCGCCGUAUUUACUGGGCGACACGUUCCUGCGUUCGGCAUAUGUGGUGUACGAUUUGAAGAACAAUCAGGUCGCGAUUGCCGCCACCGACUUCAACUCGACCAAGACAAAUGUGGUCGCCUUUGCGAGCGACGGAGCCUCUAUUCCGUCAGCAACGGCCGUGUCCAACGAUGGCAGCGGCACGCCUCCUCCUCAGGCCACCCAGUCCGGUCUUGCCGCUUCAAAGGGAUUCCAAGCAGGAAGUGGCGCAACCGCCUCGGAUCCGAUGUCUCGAGUCGGUUUCAUUGUCCUUGGGCUGACACUGGCUCACAUACUCGUUCUCAGCUGUUAACGAUGAGUCGCCGACACGGGAUGGGGAGCCUAUAAGAAGCACACCCGAUGGUGCCGACUCUGGCUGAAGGGCGUGCAGGAAGAAAAGAAAUUAAAAUGGCCGUAUGAUCUCUAGUAUAGACGUACAUAUAGUGAUGCGGAUGCCGAGUGCAGAGAAUGAGUCAAACGCCUCACCUAUAGCGUUUGUCGUAAGCCCAUUCAAGCGGGCCGUCGGCUCCUCUGCCGGUUUCAUUAUAGAUACCAAGGAAAUAAAAUAUCGCAC
This is a messenger RNA of Purpureocillium takamizusanense, 1962 nucleotides long. RefSeq lists its product as uncharacterized. The transcript has 2 exons. Gene Ontology annotation, molecular function: aspartic-type endopeptidase activity. The coding region runs from base 268 to 1701 and encodes 477 amino acids. Lineage: Eukaryota; Fungi; Ascomycota; Sordariomycetes; Hypocreales; Ophiocordycipitaceae. The record is from RefSeq and is a predicted model, not a curated record. Gene Ontology annotation, biological process: proteolysis.